AUGAAUUCAAUGACUUCAGCAGACCCCAAGGCCAAUACUGUGUUUGUGGCAGCACCGCACAAUGGACAACCUGUGAUCCCUGGAAACAUGUCUCAGGUGCCUCAGUAUCCACUCAACCAGCCCCAAGUCCACAUAAUUUCUGGGAACCCACCUAGUUUGGAGCCGCCUGUAUAUAUGCAAUUUGACCACAGAUCCUUUAAAGAGGGCAAAGUAUUAGGGGCCAUACAGAUACUAAACGGCCUGAUACACAUUGGCCUGGGCACCAUCCUGGGGACAUUCAUCGCUGGGCGCUACACACCUAUCUCAUUCUUAGGAGGCUAUCCCUUCUGGGGAGGUAUCUUGUUCAUCAUUGCAGGAUCCCUCUCAGUGGCAUCAGAAGAGCUACCAAGAUCUUCUUGCCUGCUGAAUGGCAGCCUGGGCUUGAACAUCAUCAGUGCAAUCUGUUCUGUGGUUGGAAUCCUGCUGUUCAUCACAGAGCUGAUUGUCAACCCCUUGGGUUAUUACCAUUCCAACGACAUUUACUGGGGUUUGGUCCCUGGAAUAAUUACUACUGUCGUGCUGCUCAUCUUUAGCCUCCUGGAGUUCUGCAUUGCCUGCACGGCUGCCCAUUUUGGCUUCCAACUACUCCGCCAGGCACAGAACAGAGGACCGGUAGUCUUCCAAACCGUCUACGCCAAUGCAGGACCGAUGAACGUGCCACCAUAUCAUGUCAAUGUGGUCCAGGCCUCCGGAUAA
Molecule: messenger RNA, 735 nt
Organism: Pipistrellus nathusii (Nathusius's pipistrelle)
Lineage: Eukaryota; Metazoa; Chordata; Mammalia; Chiroptera; Vespertilionidae
Source: the annotation of a GenBank genome assembly